AUGCCAGCUCUGUGCCGCACGCGAAGGGACGAGUACGGCCUGAGAGGCAGCAAGCACCAACCAUCGGCAGUCUCACACCUGCUCACUAGUUCACUCUUUCUUGAAAUUUCCCUGUCCCCCCCUUUCACCCAUUACCUCAUUCUGUCCCCCCCUUUCACCCAUUACCUCAUUCUCUGCCGCACACUCAGAGAGCAGCACAGCCUGGCAGCCGUCACCAACGACAUCUUCACAUCAACCACCCAUUCCGGCCCUAUGCUCCCCCAUUCCCCCGUCCACUCACAUGAAAACGGCCCUAAUGUUGGCCCUCUGCCGCACGCUGAGAGAGCAGCACAGCCUGGCAGCCGUCACCAACGACAUCUUCACAACCACUCAUAUUCCUCCCGUCCCGCACACCCAUUGUCCAAUCCACCACAGAAAUACUGCUCUCAUGCUGGCCCUGUGUCGCACGGUGAGAGAGCAGCACAGCCUGGUCUGGCAGCGGUUACCAACGACAUCUUCACGCAGGAGGACGGCGAGUUCCUCUCAUGCGCUCUGCUUCUCCCCUCCUUCCCUCCCGCAUGCACUCCACUCCACAAAGACUGCUCUCAUGCUGGCCCUGUGUCACACGCUCAACGACCAGUACAGCCUGGUCUGGCAGCGGUUACCAACGACAUCUUCAUGCAAGAGGACGGCGAGUUCCCCUCAUGCGCUCCUCUGCUCCCCUCCUUCCCUCCCACGGCUAGCUCCCUCCUUUCCUCUGCACCUCCCUUCUUUGCUCUGCAUCUUCACACCGCCUCAUUCCCCCAUUCAACCCCAACCCAUCCAUCGUGUAGCAGAACGGCCCUCAUGCUGGCUCUGUGCCGCACACUAAGGGACAGCAAGACUGCUCUCAUGCUGGCUCUGUGCCGCACACUAAGGGACAGCAAGACUGCUCUCAUGCUGGCUCUGUGCCGCACACUAAGGGACAGCAAGACUGCUCUCAUGCUGGCUCUGUGCCGCACACUAAGGGACAGCAAGACUGCUCUCGUGCUGGCUCUGUGCCGCACACUAAGGGACAGCAAGACUGCUCUCGUGCUGGCUCUGUGCCGCACACUAAGGGACAGCAAGACUGCUCUCGUGCUGGCUCUGUGCCGCACACUAAGGGACAGCAAGACUGCUCUCAUGCUGGCUCUGUGCCGCACACUAAGGGACAGCAAGACUGCUCUCAUGCUGGCUCUGUGCCGCACACUAAGGGACAGCAAGACUGCUCUCGUGCUGGCUCUGUGCCGCACACUAAGGGACAGCAAGACUGCUCUCAUGCUGGCUCUGUGCCGCACACUAAGGGACAGCAAGACUGCUCUCGUGCUGGCUCUGUGCCGCACACUAAGGGACAGCAAGACUGCUCUCGUGCUGGCUCUGUGCCGCACACUAAGGGACAGCAAGACUGCUCUCAUGCUGGCUCUGUGCCGCACACUAAGGGACAGCAAGACUGCUCUCAUGCUGGCUCUGUGCCGCACACUAAGGGACAGCAAGACUGCUCUCGUGCUGGCUCUGUGCCGCACACUAAGGGACAGCAAGACUGCUCUCAUGCUGGCUCUGUGCCGCACACUAAGGGACAGCAAGACUGCUCUCGUGCUGGCUCUGUGCCGCACACUAAGGGACAGCAAGACUGCUCUCGUGCUGGCUCUGUGCCGCACACUAAGGGCGUAUCCAGCUGGAUACGCCCUAAGGGACAGCAAGACUGCUCUCGUGCUGGCUCUGUGCCGCACACUAAGGGACAGCAAGACUGCUCUCGUGCUGGCUCUGUGCCGCACACUAAGGGACAGCAAGACUGCUCUCAUGCUGGCUCUGUGCCGCACACUAAGGGACAGCAAGACUGCUCUCAUGCUGGCUCUGUGCCGCACACUAAGGGACAGCAAGACUGCUCUCGUGCUGGCUCUGUGCCGCACACUAAGGGACAGCAAGACUGCUCUCAUGCUGGCUCUGUGCCGCACACUAAGGGACAGCAAGACUGCUCUCGUGCUGGCUCUGUGCCGCACACUAAGGGACAGCAAGACUGCUCUCAUGCUGGCUCUCAAGACUGCUCUCAUGCUGGCUCUCUGCCGCACACUACGAGACAAGUACAGCCUGGCAGCGGUCACCAACGACAUCUUCACGCAGGAGGACGGCGAGUUCCUGAUCAAGCACGCCGCCCUCUCGCCGCCCGGCCGCAUCCGGGCGGUGGAGACGGGCGGCUGUCCGCACGCCGCCAUCCGGGAGGACAUCAGCAUCAACCUGGGGCCGCUGGAGGAGCUUUCCUCUGAGUUUAAGGCGGAUAUGCUGCUGUGCGAGUCAGGCGGAGACAACCUAGCGGCCAACUUCAGCCGAGAGCUAGCAGACUACAUCAUCUAUAUCAUCGAUGUGUCGGGCGGCGACAAAAUCCCCAGGAAGGGCGGCCCGGGAAUCACCCAGGCAGACCUGCUGGUGGUGAACAAGACUGACCUGGCGCCGGCGAUCGGUGCUGACCUGGCGGUCAUGGAAGCGGACGCGCUGCGCAUGCGGGAUGGGGGGCCCUUGGUGUUUGCACAGGUGAAGCACGGGGUGGGGGUACCAGCCAUAGUGGACCAUGUGCUCACAGCGUGGUGUGCCGCCACAAGCCAGCCCAGGAGGUGCUCACAGCGUGGUGUGCCAUCCUCGCAGGUGAAGCACGGGGUGGGGGUACCAGCCAUAGUGGACCAUGUGCUCACAGCGUGGUGUGCCGCCACAGGCCAGCCCAGGAGCCCAGAAGUUCAGAUGGCAGCAGCGUCGUCAGGGACUCUAAACGGCCUGUCGAAUGGCGGCGCCAGCCACGCCGCCAUUCGCGGCCCACGCUUCGGCACCUACAACCGACGUGGCACGUCUGUCUCCACCGCGUCGCGUGCGACACUGAUGAGAUUUCGAGCCGCUGGCGACACGUGGCAAUCGGCCACCGCGCGACAAUGCGGGUGGUCCAGCGGGGAGAUUGGGGGAGGAUGGGGAAACGGCGGGAUUGCCGGAGGAUUGCGCAGGCGCGCGGAACGGAAAGGGGGAGUAUCUGCAGCGGUAGGGGUUGCCGGUGGGGGGGGAGUGGUUGUUGUAGCGGCGGCGGGAGCGGAGCAGUCGCCUUAUGACGUGCUGGGAGUGGCUCGAGGCGCGUCUCAGAAGGAGAUUAAGUCCGCGUUCCGGCGGCUGGCCCUUAAGUACCACCCCGACGUGAAUAAAGCGCCCGACGCUCAGGAGCGUUUUGUGCGCAUAAAGCAGGCGUAUCAGACGCUCACAGACCCCGAUGCUGCUGCCAACGCCAAGGCGCGCGCAGCCUCGCAGCGGCAGCAGCAGCAGUGGGCGCGGAGCAGCAGCAGCACCAGGGCGAGGGGGGGUUAUGGUGCGCAGUGGGACGCGGAUUUCAGUGGCCCGUUUGACCCGUUUGAUGCGUGGAAAGGACUAAAGAACAAGCCAGAUGACUUCUACAGCCUUGACGAUUUCUUCAAGGAUCUUCAGAAGGACUUUGAGGAGAAGCAGAAGGAGCGCGGCACUGGCAAGCCCAAGAGCCUGUGGGAGGAGCUGGCGGACCUUGGAGAGGACUUGGUGGAUUUCCUGGAGAAGAAUGUCCCGGAGCAGCAAGAGAAGCCCAACUAUAGCAAAGAAGCGCAGCAGAGCACGUGGGAGGAGAGGAUUAAGAAGGAGAAGGAGAAGGAGAUUGAUGAUGAGCUGCAGAAGCUGAAGCGCGAGAUGGGGCUGUGA
Molecule: messenger RNA, 3696 nt
Organism: Closterium sp. NIES-65
Lineage: Eukaryota; Viridiplantae; Streptophyta; Zygnematophyceae; Desmidiales; Closteriaceae
Source: the annotation of a GenBank genome assembly